AUGAGACUGCUCUUUCGUACAUCAGUUCUUUUUGUCUUGGGUCAACUACUCUACAAAACAGUGACUCAGCGAUGCGGAUCCGAGAUAUCCAUCUUCGGCUGGAUGUUACAGGGACAUAUCUACAGCACGAUGUUAGUAGACCUCCCGCAUACAUGCGUACAAGUUUGUCGCGAAGACGACCGAUGUCAAAGCUUUAACUGGGUGAUCUCUCUCCUCAAGUGCGAGUUUAGUAACAGAACUAAGGAAGCCAGACCUGAGGAUUUCAUUUCAGAUCCAGACAGAUUUUACUACAAACGUGAUAGGAACAGAGGUGAAAAACAGUUUCCAAUUCAUUAUAAAUAAUUGUGAUAACUGAUCAAUGCUGAUUAAGGUCGAAGCAAUGGUCUCUAAUCAGUUGAGUCAAAUUUGGACGACCACGUAUCGGGAGUUAAUAAAGAGAGACAGAAUUGCACGAAACGAAGUAGUGUCACGAAUUAAUCACAACGUAUAAUAAAAACAAAAUUUGUAAUAAUUUCAACUUUUUUCUAAAAAGUAACCCAUUCAAAAGCAACUGUCCCAAUAAAAGUGUACCGAAUGGUGCAUAUAAUGUACUGUCCAAUUACUUGAGCGCCAAUAUCAGGGCGACAGAUAACCAAUCAGUUUGGAGGAUUAUGUCAAGGCUGUGAGGAAGCUACUCUUCCUGAAGUGUGAUUUAGCCAACUGACUGUCUAUCAAAUAAUAAACGAAAUUAUACGUCUUGUUUCAGUACCUCUGGGUUCCAUUCCUGAACUACCGGCUGAAACCUGUUUAGAAAUAAAGAUGAGUGAAGGUCAUGCAAUCAGUCGAAAGUAUUGGUUUUCUUCCAUUCAAACUGGCACGUCUGUUCUUGCAUACUGUGAUAUGAAAACUGAAGGUGAGUUUUAA
Molecule: messenger RNA, 903 nt
Organism: Porites evermanni
Lineage: Eukaryota; Metazoa; Cnidaria; Anthozoa; Scleractinia; Poritidae
Source: the annotation of a GenBank genome assembly